This is a messenger RNA of Panicum hallii, 941 nucleotides long. Its product is annotated as probable glutathione S-transferase. The coding region runs from base 45 to 737 and encodes 230 amino acids. The transcript has 2 exons. Gene Ontology annotation, molecular function: glutathione transferase activity. Gene Ontology annotation, cellular component: cytoplasm. Gene Ontology annotation, biological process: glutathione metabolic process. The record is from RefSeq and is a predicted model, not a curated record. Lineage: Eukaryota; Viridiplantae; Streptophyta; Magnoliopsida; Poales; Poaceae.
UGGCCAGGACAAUCCCCGAUCGAGCGACUAGCACGGAGGCGGAGAUGACGACCGAACCACCGGUCCAGCUCAUCGGCGCUUUCGGCAGCCCGUUCGUCCACCGCGCCGAGGUGGCCCUGCGCCUCAAAGGAGUCCCCUACGAGCUCAUCCUCGAGGACAUGAGCAGCAAGAGUGACCUGCUGCUCAAGCACAACCCCGUGCACAAGAAGGUCCCCGUGCUCCUCCACGGCGACAGGGCCGUCUCCGAGUCGCUCGUCAUCGUCCAUUACGUCGACGAGGCCUUCGACGGCCCGCCGCUGCUGCCGGCGGACCCCUACGAGAGGGCGCUGGCUCGCUUCUGGGCUCACUUCCUGGAGGAAAAGUGCCUCGAGCCGCUGCGGGUGGCACUGUUCGCGGACGGCGAGGCGCAGAAGGCCGCCAUGAAGGAGGCGAGGGAGAGCCUGGCGCUCGUGGAGGAGCAGCUCAGGGAGAAGAGGUUCCUGGGAGGUGACGACAUCGGCCUCGCGGACAUAGCCGCCGGCGGCCUGCUGGCGCACUGGCUCGGUGUGCUCGAGGAGGUCGCCGGAGUGCGCGUCCUGAGCGACGACGAGCACCCAGCUCUGCGCCGGUGGGCGGUGGAGUACAGCUGCAGUGAAGCUGUGAAGGAGUGCCUGCCGGACAGGGGCCGCCUUCUCUCCUACUUCGCCGGGAUCAGGGACAAGUGCGUCUCGGUGGCCAACUCAAUGCUGCCCAAAUGAACAUUGACCUCAUCAUCAUCUAGGAACGCAGAUGCAUUAGCAUGUUCGGUCGCCCGUCACUGUCUUCAUCAUCGCACUCGCCACCUAGGGCUGCACAUCAUUAGGACCCGCCAGAACUGCGAUCAUCUAAUGGCUGGCUUUUCACAAACUUGUUUUUUUAGGGGGUUUUCACAAACUUGUUAAUCAGCAAUGACGUUUGUGGUU